AUGGCGCAUGCUGAUUUUGACAUCUUCCAUGCUAGAUACUACUGUACAUUCGAACAAGAUCCUGAAUCGACAAGCAGCCCCCGCCUUUCUCCCGAUCCUACGCUCACUGCACUCACAAAACUUGGAGUCUAUCGUUUUGGAUGUAACCGUUCUUUCGUUUCCAUAAUUGAUGGCGAACAGCAACAUCUCAUCGCCGAAGCAACUGCCUCGGUCUCGUUGCGCAAUGGAGACAAACACCUUGAUAAUGACGGAAUCUACCUCGGCGUCCGGACACUGGAUCUAGAAUGGGGGGGACAGGACUCAUCGAAGAUAAUGAACACUCAAAACAUCACUGCCAAUCGAACCCGAAACAUAAUCCGUGAUUUUACCUCGGAAGACUUCUAUAAAGAUCGUCCUUAUGUGCAAAAUUGGCCAUAUUUUCGCUUUUACGCCGAAGUGCCCUUAUACAGUCCAGCCGGGUAUGUGCUAGGCUCAUAUUGUGUUGUGGACAAUAAGACACGCACGGAGUUUGGAGAUGAAGAAGUUGCCGCUCUCCAGGAGAUUGCAGAUGCCAUCUCCCAGCAUCUUGAGAAUAUUCGGAUUGUUCAUUAUAACAAACGGGGGGAAAAUCUGGUCAAAGGCCUAACCAGUUUCAUCAAAGGGCACGCGAAAUCCGACCGCGCUGAUAAUUCCAACAGACUGCCAGAGUCACGGGAGAAACUGAACUUUCACAAUUUGAACCCCUGGGAUAGCGGCUUCCAAGCAAGUGAACCAGACGCAUCCUUUGUAACGAGUAAAUAUAGCAGUGAUGAAUCAACCGUGGAUCAAUCAUCUUCAAUGACCCAAGAAGAUGGGGCCCUUUCCCUUUUCUCAAAUGCAAAAGACUCGGGGAUGACACAACCAACUACUCAACCGUCAUCACUUGCGCCAGGAUCACCGGAAUCGACAGAACUGUUAGCAUCUGACGAGUACUUUCCUGAUACAGCGAUGGACAACGUGUCUGUCACUGAACGUUUGGCUGCGAUCUUCUCUCGCGCCGCCAUCCUCCUCAAAUCAUCGAUGAACCUGGACGGUGUAACCUUUCUGGAUGCUCGUCAAAGUGAUUCGCAAUUUGACCUCUCCGAAAUUUCUGUGAACCAAAGUUUUCCCUCCACAUCCGGGUGUUUGGAUUCUCAGGAAGAUCCUCGGGACUGUCUUGAAGACUGUCAAUCUUCCGAACACCCGCCAGAUGACUCGGAAACAUUAUGUCGCCCUUUGAACCAUUAUACAGGCAUACCACCCAUUGAUAAACCUUGUCCAGAGCCGGAACUCGCUCUAUCCGAAGAAUUUCUGCAAAUGUUGAUCAAAAAUUUCCCGGACGGGCACACAUUUGACAUGACACGUGGGAAGACCGACACCUUGCAAGAGAAGGCUUCUGACCGGCUUGCCGAUAUCCUACCAGAUGCGAAGUCAGUACUUUUCAUUCCACUGUGGGACUGGAAUAAAGCAUGUUGGUUAGCCGGAACGUUAGUAUGGACGAAUGAUCAUCGCCGCCCGUUGGGUAUUGAAGAACUACAUUACUUCAAAGUUUUUGGUGAUUCCAUUAUUUCUGAGGUCUCACGGGUGCAUUGGAACGCAAAUGAGAGAUCCAAAUUUGAUUUCGUAUCAUCUAUAAGCCACGAGCUUCGGUCCCCGCUGCACGGCAUACUUGGAAGCACGGAAUUGGUGCAAUCCUUGCCACUACCGUCUCCCCAGCGUGAUAUGAUGAAGAUGAUAGAGAGAUCGGGCCUGACCUUGCUGGACACGAUUGAUCAGCUACUAGAGUAUAGCAAGAUAAACGACCUGGCGACUCAAGAUUCAGGUGAUACCAAAGACCAGAGCGGCAUAGAGAAUCGAGACACCGACUUCGACCUUGGCAUACUAGUCGAAGACGUAGCCGCCGUUCUUUGCGCUGACCAAAAGACGCAACAUGUUACCCAUAUCCCGGUUGCACUCUCUGCCUCUGGUCCUAGCGCAGAAGCCCAUUGCCAACGCCCUGGCCGCAGUGAUGAAGUCUCGGUGACAGUCCAAAUUGAGCAGCUCGAUUCGUGGAUGGUGCAAUCCGCUGCCGGUGCGUGGAAAAGAAUACUGAUGAAUAUUAUCAGUAACGCAAUGAAAUGGACUAAGAAUGGCCUCAUUGAGGUGUCACUAUCAAAAGUGAGGCCAGAAGGUCGCCACGGCCAUUUUUCCGCCCAUGUAUGUGUCAGAGAUACAGGGUGUGGGAUCUCACGCGACUUUCUUAAGGACAUGCUAUUUUCUCCCUUUUCGCAGGAGGACCCACUUUCGUCCGGUAUUGGCCUUGGCUUCAACAUCGCACGCAAAUUGACCACGUCCCUUGGAGGUACCAUUGACGUCAAAAGCGAACUGGGUGCAGGCACCCAAGUGGAUAUUCUGAUACCCAUCACAGCUGCUCAAUGUGUCGAAACAAUUCAUCCUCGCUCCUCGAUCACAAACUCUUCCGUUACACCAGCGUUGAUUAACGCAUCUAUUGUCGGACUUCAGCUUCAUCCAGAGGAGGACGAAGUUCCGACGGGAAUUCUAAGCGCCAAUGCAAAACGGAAGUUAUCCAUCCGCAACGCCCUCAUGGGCGUGUUCAUGACACAAUUGGGCUGGCAACUGUCACCACGGAAAUUUCCCGACAGAAUGCAUGGCGAUGUGACGAUUAUCGAGGAAACUGACCUGAGCGAGAUGUUAAUCGAAAGCCCACUUCUUAUAACUGACCCUCAGCACGUUCGAGAGUUCUUUAUCGUUCUCGGCGAUAAUACAUCGUUACUGACUGAUGAUCUCCCCGCACACAUAAUCCGCGUGUCUCCGCCGUUUGGUCCAAGGAGCCUCUUUGACGCCGCCGAAAGAUUCCUGAAAGUCUUCAAGGCACCGAUACAUUUGGACCCGACAGACGUGGCUCCCAUUUCCGCCUUAUCAGUAAAUCAUCCGCAAAUAUCAACUUCAGCCACAGACCAAAUUCCCACGAAAACUGUUGAUUGUUCUUUAACCGAGCACAACCAUAUCCAAUCCCCACCUCUCGAUACCCUUGAACUUCCCGCCCCAACAACAAACUCUUCAGGAAACCACAUACGUGUACUGAUUGUGGAUGAUAACGACAUCAAUCUGAAGAUUAUGUCUACAUUCAUGCGCAAAAUUGGCUUCCACUACGAUACGGCCUCGAAUGGACGCAUAGCCCUUGAGAAGUAUGAAACUUCUAAACUACGAUAUACCUUCGUUUUGAUGGAUAUCUCUAUGCCCGUGAUGGAUGGAUUGGUCGCUACAAGAAAGAUACGGGAAUACGAAAUGGGCAAUGGACUCAAGUCAGCUUGCAUUAUGGCUGUCACGGCGGUUGCAUCUAAUGAUACUCGAGUGGCAGCCUUCAAGGCUGGGGUCGAUGACUUUUUGGUCAAACCUUUGUCCCUUAAAAGACUUCGCGAGUUAAUGCAGGUUUGA
Penicillium manginii is the source of this 3435-nucleotide messenger RNA. RefSeq names its product hybrid sensor histidine kinase/response regulator. The record is from RefSeq and is a predicted model, not a curated record. Lineage: Eukaryota; Fungi; Ascomycota; Eurotiomycetes; Eurotiales; Aspergillaceae. Gene Ontology annotation, molecular function: protein binding; phosphorelay sensor kinase activity; histidine phosphotransfer kinase activity. Gene Ontology annotation, biological process: protein autophosphorylation; phosphorelay signal transduction system. Bases 1 to 3435 code for a protein of 1144 amino acids. The transcript is spliced from 7 exons.